AUGACUAGCUUUCUUCCUUCCUUUCUGCUCCUGACCGUUGGUCUACUACCAAUUUUCUCAUCUGCCAUUGAGUGUUCUACCAUUCCUCCACAUCUCUGGUGUAGCCAUAAGGAUAUCAUAUCAUCCUGUAAUCUUACGAAUCUGUGUUCAAAAUAUAUCAAUGCAACUUUGAACAAACCCAUUCAAUUGAAGGUUCUAAUUGAAUCUCUCUGUCCUGAUACUGAAAAUUGGAUUAUAAACCAUCUGUAUCCACAAGUUUAUAAGAACUUCGCUGAUUUUGUGACAGUUGAAUUCGUACCUUAUGGCAAUGCCAAAGUACAGGAUGGCGGAAUAGUUUGUCAGCAUGGUGAGGAUGAAUGCCGGAUCAACAUGUUUGAAUCAUGUUUGAUUGAUGCAACUCAAGAUCAGAAACAAUACGUACCUAUGAUAUACUGUCUGGAAAAGCAACUGAAGAAUGGUACCGCAUUCGAAGAUGCUUCUUCUAAAUGCUUCGAAACACUAGAAAUCGGAUUCGACAUUCAAAGACUCGUUCAAUCUUGCCUAGUGUCUCGACUUGGUAAGCAACUCCAAGCUAAAGCAGGAGAACGAACUGCUAAUGUCUGGCCAGAACAACAUAAACAUGUUCCAUGGAUUCUCUUCAACAAUGUUUCUCUAAGCUCAGCUCAACUUCUUAAGGACGACAUUCCUACUUUGAUCUGUCAAUGGUAUGAGGGAGACAAGCAGAUUCCUUAUUGUCGGCAACAACAGAAGCUAUUGAAACGUAAAUCUUCGAACUGGAGCUACUUCUUACAAGAUUUCUUCUGA
Molecule: messenger RNA, 804 nt
Organism: Auanema sp. JU1783
Lineage: Eukaryota; Metazoa; Nematoda; Chromadorea; Rhabditida; Rhabditidae
Source: the annotation of a GenBank genome assembly